AUGUUCCGAGCGAUUGGUAGAAGUUUGAACAUCUCCCAAAAACGUUGUCUCAAUUUGCAAGAAUUUCAAAGCAAAGAAAUCUUGAAUCAACAUGGCUGCAGUGUUCAAAAAUUCGUUGUUGCUUCAAAUCGCAAAGAAGCCGAAGCGAAAUGGAUCAGUUUCGGUGAUCAUGAAUAUGUUGUGAAAGCGCAAAUUUUAGCGGGAGGGCGAGGAAAAGGAAAAUUCAUUGGUGGAACAAAAAAUAUUGGUGGUGUUUAUAUCACAGAAGAGUGAGUUGAUUUAUUUUUUAAUUGUUUGUUUUUCUAACAACAUGUUUUUUCAGUAAAACCAAAGCUUUGGAAGCAAUCGAUGAAAUGAUUGGUAAACGACUUGUCACCAAACAAACAACUGCAGAUGGUGUGAAAGUGACAAAAGUAAUGAUUGCUGAAGGAGUUGAUAUUAUCAGAGAAACAUAUUUGGCUAUUUUAAUGGAUCGUGAAUCAAAUGGACCAGUUGUUGUUGCAUCACCAGAUGGUGGAGUUGAUAUCGAAGCUGUCGCCGAAAAAACACCAGAACGAAUUCAUAAAACACCAAUUGAUAUCGAAUUAGGAAUGACACAAGCGCAAGCAUUGAAAAUCGCCAAAGAUUUGCAAUUCCAAGGAGAAUUGGUUCAUGCAGCAGCCACAGAAAUCAAGAAAUUAUAUAAACUUUUCAUUUCGGUUGAUGCGACACAAGUUGAAAUUAAUCCAUUGGUUGAAACUAGCUGCGGAAAAGUAUUCUGUGUGGAUGCUAAAAUGAAUUUUGAUGACAGCGCUGCAUUCCGUCAAAAGGAUAUUUUCAGUUUGGAAAAUUAUGAAGAGCAAGAUAAACGCGAGGUUGAAGCCGAGAAAUAUAGUUUGAAUUAUAUUGGAUUGGAUGGAAAUAUUGCAUGUUUAGGUAAAUUUUGAAAAAGAAAAAGAAAAACGGUUUUUGAAGUUUGAAAUUUCUAAAUGUUGUAAUCCGUUUUUUCAGUAAAUGGAGCUGGUUUGGCUAUGGCUACAAUGGAUUUAAUCAAAUUACACGGAGGAGAACCUGCCAAUUUCUUGGAUGUUGGCGGUGCUGUCACUGAAGAUGCAGUCUAUAAUGCUGUUCGAAUUAUUACAUCUGAUCCAAAAGUCAAAUGUGUUCUUAUCAAUAUUUUUGGAGGAAUUGUUAAUUGUGCAACAAUUGCAAAUGGCGUUGUAAAUGCUGUCAGCAAAAUUGGAUUGAAAGUUCCAAUGGUUGUCAGACUCGAAGGUAAUUUUUCGCUAAACUAUUUAGAACUCUUCAAAAAAAACUUUUUUUAGGAACCAACGUUGAUGCGGCUAAACAAAUCAUGAAGAAAUCUGGUCUUAAAAUUAUCUCUGCUGAAAAUCUCGAUGAUGCUGCCACUAAAGCUGUCGCUGCUUUAAAUCACUAA
This is a messenger RNA of Caenorhabditis angaria, 1417 nucleotides long. The record is from the annotation of a GenBank genome assembly. Lineage: Eukaryota; Metazoa; Nematoda; Chromadorea; Rhabditida; Rhabditidae.